This is a messenger RNA of Erigeron canadensis, 791 nucleotides long. RefSeq names its product probable NAD(P)H dehydrogenase (quinone) FQR1-like 3. The record is from RefSeq and is a predicted model, not a curated record. The coding region runs from base 72 to 686 and encodes 204 amino acids. NCBI's taxonomy places the organism in Eukaryota, Viridiplantae, Streptophyta, Magnoliopsida, Asterales, Asteraceae. The transcript is spliced from 5 exons. Gene Ontology annotation, molecular function: FMN binding; NAD(P)H dehydrogenase (quinone) activity.
GGAUAAAAUGUACACUUAUCGAUACAUUCGAAACAAACCUCACUUCUUCUUCAUUUUGCUUACAUACAAUUAUGGCAAUCACCAAGAUUUUUAUAAUUUAUUACUCGCUGCAUAAACAUGUGGAGUAUAUGGCUAGAGAAAUACAACGUGGAGCCAAUUCGAUUGAAGGAAUUGAAGCAACGCUUUGGCAGGUGCCUGAAACGUUGCCAAGUUUGGUACUUCAAAAGAUGAAGGCUCCUCCUAAACCAGAUGAUGUGCCGGUGAUUAAGCCAGAACAGCUGAUAGAAGCUGAUGGAUUCCUAUUUGGAUUCCCUUCUCGUUUCGGUGUAAUGGCAGCCCAAUGUAAAGCUUUCUUUGAUGCAACUAUCAAUCUGUGGGAAACUCAAGCACUUGCUGGUAAACCGGCUGGCAUUUUCUGGAGCACCGGUUUUCAUGGUGGAGGCCAGGAACUUACAGCCUUAACAGCGGUAACACAAUUAGCGCAUCAUGGGAUGCUAUUUGUACCUCUUGGAUACACAUUUGGGAGUGGAAUGUUUGAAAUAGAUGAGGUCAAGGGUGGAUCCUCUUAUGGUGCAGGAACAUAUGCGGGUGAUGGAACUCGACAGCCAACUGAAUUAGAACUCCAACAAGCUUUUUAUCAAGGUAAGUAUGUUUCCGAAAUUACCAAAAAGCUUUCCAGAAACUAAAAUUUGAUCCAAGUAACUGGGUGAUGAACAUUUGUAUAUAGAUACAUAUUACAGGUUGUAAAGAUUGUAACAUUCUCAAGUAAAUAAAAGCUAUACCUUUGUGCA